AUGCUAGGUGUGGGGGCAAGGAGCUUUCAAGAUGGCAAUGUUCAAGCAAUACCUUUAGUUUCUCAACAACAAAGGUAUCAAGCUGCAGCUGGAAAUGCUAGGGGCAUUCAGGAUCACGGCUCAGCAGGGUCUCUUGUAAAUAUUUCUGCAUCUUCCCCUGGCGGGCAAGAGAUGAUGGUCAAUUAUGGUGACAAUAUGAAUGUCGGCGCUUCACUACAUGGUAAAAGAGAGAAUCCAGAUGGACAACAAACACCACAAUUACCAUAUUUUAACAAGAGAUCAAGGAUGAAUUCUAUAGGUCCCGAUGGGAUACAACCGACACAAACGGAUAACCUCCAAACAUUUGAUAUGAGCUGGAGGACCUCGUUUCUUCAGCAACAAGUAAUGGCUAGAGGAAUGCAGUACGCUAAUCAUGUCGGGAUCCAUAAGUACCCACAAAUGUUUGAAGGGGUCAUCAAUCAGAGAUUCGGUGUGAAGGAAGAGCAGUUUGAUCCUGACAGGCUGGAUAGAGGACCGGAGCACAGUCAGGGUAAUAAGAGUGAUAUGCAGAUGGAAAGACUGCCCCAGCAUAUGAUGAGACCGAAUUUCCCUCCGGCAACAGCAUGGAGCAAUUUCAGCCAAGAGACAAGGAAGGAGGACCAGCAGGUUCCAAAGAGGAAAUCUGCACAAAGUCCUCAUGUGUCUGCAGGUGCUUUGGCUCAGUCUCCAUUAUCAUCGAGAUCUGGGGAAUUCUCAAGUAACUCAGUUGGGCCUCACAUUGGAGCAGUUUCUGCAGCGACUGCUGCUCUUGGUUCGUCGCAAAAGGAUAAGUCGGUAGUUACCUCCACUCCUGGGAGGACGGCUUCUUUGAAUUCCAGCAGUAAUGACUCCUUGACACGUCUGCAUCAGCAGCCUGCUCAAGUUGUGAGCAAAAGGGGGUCAAAUUCUGUACCCAGGACCACUGUUGCUAUGAGUGGAGUCGCCUCACCUGCAAGCGUUGGCAACAUGAACGCGGCUAGUCCUAUGGUUGGAGCAGCACAGAUGGCUGAUCAAGUCGUUCUCGAAAGAUUUGCAAAGCUUGAGAUGGUGGCUUCAAGGCAUAAGAUGCACUGUAAAAAGAACAAAGUGGAUGACUACCCAAGGAAACAAAAAACAUGUAAUACUCAGCUUCUUGGGGCUUGCCUAUCAAAUCCAUCCAAUAACGAGGAUUUCAAAGAUGACUCUGAAGAAAAGCAAUUAUCAAAUUCACUUGUUGGUGGCAGCAGGAAUGCUCCCAAGAUGAGAGUUAUGAAUUUUAUGGUAGGUGAAGGGGUGCUUCAAGGAAAUGUUGUUGCUUAUGUCCCAAAAGCACGUGCUAGAAUGGUCCUGAUGGAGAAGUCGAAUGAUGGUACUGUGGCUAUGCAUUAUGGAGACAUGGAUGAUGGCGAUAUUCUCUCUGCUGAUGAGUAUCUUCCUACCUUACCUAAUACGCAUCACGCCAAUUUUCUUGCAAAACAAUUCUGUACAUUGAUGAGCCGUGAUGGCUAUCUCGUGGAGAAUCACAUUGUACAAAAACCAACAAGGAUGAUGAAUAUUCAGUUGAGUAGUCAACCGCCAGUUCUGACUGGCAACAAUUCCACGCUGGAGAUGCAGCACCACCAACAACAAUACAAUGAAGCUAUCGCUGCUCAGCAGGCCGCCUCAAAUGAUGUGUCGGCCAUGUACUGUUACAGCCUCUAUUAA
This is a messenger RNA of Linum trigynum, 1701 nucleotides long. The record is from the annotation of a GenBank genome assembly. Lineage: Eukaryota; Viridiplantae; Streptophyta; Magnoliopsida; Malpighiales; Linaceae.